AUGCUUCCAGGCGUGGUGCUCAGGAUGGCGCGGCUGGUGCGGCAGGGAACGGGGCCGCAGAGCACAGAGACGCCAGCGGUCAGGGAAGCUGCCAGGAAGCCUCCGGUGAAAACGCUGGUGGUUCCAGCUGUCGACCUCGUACAGCUGAUCGCCAAGGCAAGCUCGUCAUCAAAGCUGCUCCCUCCCCCAAGCUCGCUCCCAACGCUGCAGUAUUUUUUCCCCCCCGAGCUCACUCCCUAUGCUGCUCUCUCUCCCCCCAAUCUCUUUCCCAAGCUCUCUCUGUUCACUGUUUCUCCGUAUGACGGAAGCGACGUCCCACUGUUCGGAUCCGACCUGCUGGCCUCGUCUCUUGCAGCCAACGGGGAAAUCAGAACAGACAGCAGCAUCAGAAGCAUGCUCACCAACGCACGGGGCAGCUGGGGGGGCGCAGGGGGAGGCGCAGGCGGGGAGGGGCGGGAGCUGCAGCGGUGGGCGCCGGAGGGAGGGGAGGAGGGGAUGGGUCUGGACGAAGAUAGCUACAGAAGCAGCUCCAGGUGGGAAAAUGGGGAGAGGGGGGUAGGGAGAGGGAAGAAAGGGAGAGAUGAGCAUGGAAUGUUGUUGUGUGCGUAUGGAGGUGUGCUGGGCUGGUUAGAGUGGUGGACAUUAGAUGGAGGGGAGGAGGGGAUGGGACUGGACGAAGAUAGCUACAGAAGCAGCUCCAGGUGGGAUGGAGGGGAGGGCCGGCAGAUCGUAGAGGGUAAAGGGGCGUGGGACCAGUUUGAGGCAAACCGCAAGUUGUUUGGCGUGGAGACAUCAUUUGACGAGGCCAUCUACACGACUCCGCUGGUGCGGCCGUCCCGGGAGCUGCAGGCGCAUGCUGAGCGGAUCGCACGGGAGAUUGAGUCGCAACCCAGCAGGAACAUGCACACUGCUGAGGAGCGGGGCUUCCAUCUGCGCAAUGCAGCGCGCACACUGGCAUCGGCAGUCAAGGCCGCGCUCGCCUCGGAUGACCCAUCUGCUGCUGCUGCUGGGGGCCUGGGCGGCAAUGCGGACAGUGCGUGGGACGAUGAUGAUGAUAUUGACGAGGAGACCAAGUACUCUUCGGUCAUACGAUCCGCCGCUGAUCUGGACAGCGGAAUGGACGACGAGGUGGAUGAUGCCAACGAUGAGACCUUCGGUGAUGCCGCCCCCACCACCGUGCAUGGCACU
Molecule: messenger RNA, 1188 nt
Organism: Closterium sp. NIES-65
Lineage: Eukaryota; Viridiplantae; Streptophyta; Zygnematophyceae; Desmidiales; Closteriaceae
Source: the annotation of a GenBank genome assembly